Acytostelium subglobosum LB1 is the source of this 2754-nucleotide messenger RNA. RefSeq lists its product as hypothetical. The coding region runs from base 1 to 2754 and encodes 917 amino acids. The transcript is spliced from 2 exons. The record is from RefSeq and is a predicted model, not a curated record. Lineage: Eukaryota; Evosea; Eumycetozoa; Acytosteliales; Acytosteliaceae.
AUGCUUCGAACAGUUGGCGCACUGCUCGGAAGAGAAAGAUGGCUCACUACAUCAUUGCGUCUUCAAUCAUCUUCAUGUUUAGGCAAAGUGUGGACAUCAUGUGACGACACGAGGCUGCCAACAUCAUCAUCAACAUUACAUCCCAACAGUACAUGUGCGCCACGUAGAUCAUACCUCUCAAUAUCACAUCAAUCAUACUCAACUGUUAAUACUACAACAUCAACAUCAACAUCAACAACAAAGUCACAUGAUCAAUCAUACGAUGAUUGGAUGGCACUUCUUAAUCUCAACCCAUCAGCGGCAAUAGAUGAGUUGAGGAUCAGAGUGUAUUCGAGACAUGAGAGAUCGUCAUAUUACGCAGGACUCUAUAACAAGAUCAAGGAAAGCAAUCAUAGGCCAUCGGUGGAGUUGUUGAAUACAUUGUUGGAGGGUGCCGUAUCGGUAAAGGCCGACAGAUCACUCGUCGAAUCAUUGGCUGACGAGGUCAUCCAAAGAGAGAAGCCACAGAACACAGGCAGGACCCAAGAGUUGCUGCUUCAGUACUACCUCACACAUUACAAAGCCAAUACAGUGUACUUUAUAAAGCCACUCGAUCAAAUACUACAGCUUGAUCUGGCGCUGACAUCGGUCAACAUGUCCACGCUGGUCCUGACCGGCCUACUGCGCAAGGUCACCGAUGGCGACCAUGACGGUUUGGACUCGGCGAUGGAGCACUUCCAACAUUCACACGCCGCCGGCUUGCUAGACAUGCAUCAGCUCGCGAUGGUCGUCAACCUGCACCUGGACAACAAUCAAACAGACAGGGCGAUGCAGAUUGUACAGACAUGUGCCGCGGCUGUGCCCGAGUACCUGGCCAGCACUCACUUCCUCAAACUUCUCGACAGUCUGAUCACGUCCAACACGAAUGAACUGCCGCUGCUGGAGUACCUGGCGGAGAACCAUCUGCUCGACUUUAACAACAUAGCGUUUAUCGAUCAAUUGGUGGAAUUCUACAAUCAGCGCGGCAAGCAGACCAUCGCUGAGCCGUUGAAGGAGAUGGUCAAGAUGUCGGGCAAGCCGAGCAAGAGUGCUGCGUUCGCCUCAAUUGUCAGGGCGCUGGCAUUUAAGGAGGACGCCGACAUCAAGAAGUGGUUGGACUACCUCAUUGCGCACUCAUUCUCAAUCGUGCCCAGCGUAUAUAUUGAGCUCGACGAAUACUUUGCCGCCAACAAGAUGGACGAGUGGCGCCACAAGAUGCGAGUGCACCAGUUUGGCGAGCAUCCACAACAGCUGACGCCAAUGGUCUACGUCGACUCGGCCACCAUUCUAUCGCGAUACGACCUGCUGGACGAUCUGUCAACCAAAAAGGCCAUCACCGACGUCCUGCUGGCGGGUGGUCGUGGCGACCAUGUACAGAAGCUCUUCACACAGCUGGUGCUGCUCUUUCUCCAGAUCAAUCGAAUUGACAAGGCAAUGGAAUGGUACAACUGCAUGAUCCGCGACUUCAAGAUCGCGCCAACCGAGGAGAUCGUGUUCUUCUUUAUCAGAUACAAUUCGUUGAGCGAGAAUGAGGAUGCAGCCAGACACUGGAUGAAGGAGCGAUACUACCGCGGCAUCCCGAGGACGGACCGCAUCGACCUGUACUACACACAAUACGAUCAAGGCCAGUACCGAGAGGCACUUGGCAACAUGUUUGACAAGGCGAGGCUGGUCGACCCCCUGCUCAGGGUGGUCCAGCUCGCGGAGGAAGGACGACUGAGCGACAUCAUCAAGGAGGUGCAGCUGCGCCCGACUUCCCUCAGCAUCGAGCUGUUGGCCAACUCAAUGUUGUUCUCAAAGCUGAUAUGUAAUGAACGAAGCAUGGUGCCAAUGAUCGAGUUGAUGCACAAGCACUGGACAGCCGACAAUGCACUGUUCAUCAGAGAGCCACUGGGCGAUGUCAUCAAUGUACUGUCUCUGGCUACACAAAAGAUUGAUUCGCCAUCGAUCAAACAUCAAGUGGUGAUGCUGUGCAGUCAGCUGUUGGAGAAACAGAUACAUAUGUAUGGAGGAAAUUGCACAAGCCGCACUCUCCAUCACUACAUCAACAUGAUCAUUGAUGCGAACGUUUCUAUUGGUGAAGUCCCCGCUAUCAUCAUCCAGUACCUUGACAGUGCUUUCAGUAAUGUGAUCGAGAGCUACGAACAAGAGGUGGACUCGCGCAGGAGACAGAAGAAGGAGGGACGGCAGUACUCUACAGAGAGAAAUCAAGUGGCGAGAGAAGAUAUUCAGCACAUGUCAGUCGUAUCAUACAUGCUCUGGAAGUUGGUGCAGGCGGGCCACUUUGACAAGUGCAUUCGUCUGUUUGAGGAGCUGCCAUACAUUGAUAAUAGGUGCUAUAGACAGGUGCUCCUGGCAUUGUAUUCAGGCAAGACAUCGAUCAGCCAGGCAAGGUGGAGAGCCUUGGUCGAGCGCAUCGACCAUGUGAUCAUACAUAAUAUCGUCGAGAUGCUUCCAACAUUGUUGAACGACAGGAUAUCGAUCAAAUUGCGGAUGGAGCAUCUGAUGAACUUAUCCGCGCGACUAGAUGGCAAGAGAUUUGCGAUACCAUUAAGUCUACACGAAAGACUUCAACAACAUCUAGUGCUAUGCAAAAAGGAUACCAGACCAGAGAGAGGUGCCAUCCAACGAUUAAUAGAUUGUUCGAUCAUUGACCAGUCUUCAAUGGGUGAGCCACCAAUUACAUCUCUACAUCAAUAUAUGAUAAGGCAAAUGUUUGGAUUGUCCAACCCGUAA